Messenger RNA from Amblyraja radiata (thorny skate), 3269 nucleotides. RefSeq names its product aldehyde dehydrogenase 5 family, member A1 (succinate-semialdehyde dehydrogenase) (gene aldh5a1). The transcript is spliced from 10 exons. Gene Ontology annotation, cellular component: mitochondrion. Gene Ontology annotation, biological process: GABA catabolic process. Lineage: Eukaryota; Metazoa; Chordata; Chondrichthyes; Rajiformes; Rajidae. Gene Ontology annotation, molecular function: succinate-semialdehyde dehydrogenase (NAD+) activity. The coding region runs from base 129 to 1709 and encodes 526 amino acids. The record is from RefSeq and is a predicted model, not a curated record.
AGACGGUUGUUGCAGGAUCUUGUUGUCACCACCAAAGCUACUCCUCUAUAAGCUUUGGUCACCACCCUCUGGUCCCGACUCCGCCUCGGCCUCGGCCUCAGCAUCAGCUGUCGCCCAGCUGAGGGAAGAUGCUGCGGCGCGGUUGCCCGACUCUGCGAGCGGCUGCCCGGCUCCAGCCCCGGCUCCAGCCCGCGGCCCCGGCCCCGGCCUACUCGAGCCUGGCGGCGGCGGCGGCGGCGGUGGCGGCGGUGGCGGCGGGGUCGCCGUUGCUGCGCUCCCGGGCCUAUGUGGGCGGCCGCUGGGUGGAGGCGGAGGGCGCAGCGCGGUUCGCGGUGCAGGAACCGGCCAGCGGGCAGAUGCUCGCCCGGGUGGCCGACUGCGGCCCCGAGGAUGCCAGGGCGGCCGUGAGGGCGGCGCAUCAGGGCCUUCCCGCCUGGAGGGCGGCCACCGGCAAGGAGCGAAGCAAUCUAUUAAGAAAAUGGUACGACUUAAUGAUAAAAAACAAAGACGAGCUUGCAAAAUUAAUUACUGCAGAAAAUGGGAAACCACUCAAGGAAGCCUUGGGCGAAACACUAUAUGCUGCGUCGUUCUUGGAAUGGUUUUCAGAAGAAGCUCGUAGGGUUUAUGGUGACGUUGUUCCUGCAUCUUCGCCAAACCGUAGGAUCCUGAUUCUGAAACAACCCAUCGGAGUAGCGUCUAUUAUAACUCCCUGGAAUUUUCCCAGUGCCAUGCUGACCAGAAAGGCUGGGGCUGCCUUAGCUGUAGGCUGCACGGUGGUGGUGAAACCUGCUGAAGAUACUCCCCUAUCUGCAUUGGCACUGGCAGAGCUUGCAGAUCAGGCUGGGAUUCCUGCAGGGGUUUUCAAUGUAAUUCCCUCCUCCAAGUCCAACACACCUGCUGUAGGAGAAGUGCUUUGUACCGAUCCUCUUGUUGCUGCCAUCUCUUUUACUGGGUCUACAACAACUGGAAAGAUCCUGCUCCGCCAUGCCUGUGACACUGUGAAGAAAGCUUCUAUGGAGCUGGGAGGGCUGGCUCCCUUCAUUGUUUUUGACAGUGCUGACUUGGAUCAAGCUGUAGUUGGUGCCAUGGCUUCCAAGUUCCGAAACUCUGGACAGACUUGUGUGUGUGCAAAUCGGUUCCUGGUGCAGGAGGGAAUCCACGAUGCUUUUGUGGAGAAGUUGGUCAAGGCAAUGCACAGUGAGUUGCGCGUUGGAAGUGGAUUUGAUGAACAGACCACACAGGGACCUCUAAUCAAUGAAAGAGCAGUGGAAAAGGUGGAGCAUCAGAUAAGUGAUGCAGUGUCUCGUGGUGCCUGCAUCGUGACAGGGGGAAAGAGACAUAAUCUUGGAGCGUCUUUCUUUGAACCAACUCUCCUUUCUAAAGUCACCACAGACAUGCUUUGCACACAGGAGGAAACAUUUGGACCAUUAGUACCUGUUCUCAAGUUUCGAACUGAGGAAGAAGCCAUUGCCAUCGCGAAUGCUGCUAAUGUUGGUCUGGCUGGUUAUUUUUACUCUGGGAACAUUGCUCAGAUUUGGAGAGUGGCUGAACAGCUGGAAGUUGGCAUAGUCGGUAUUAAUGAAGGGCUGUUGUCCACCCCUGAGGCACCAUUUGGUGGAGUUAAACAAUCUGGACUUGGGAGAGAAGGCUCCAAAUAUGGGGUUGAUGAUUUCUUGGAAAUCAAGUAUGUGUGUUUUGGUGGUUUAUAAAGUUAAGCAUUUGGAGAAAUGUGAACGGCGUGUCAAUCAGUUAAUUUACUCAAACCUUACUACAGAAAAUCCAUCCAUUGUCCAUAACACACUAGAUUUAUCAAACAUGGCACUUUAGAUUUUUAGAUCAUGUGGAUGAUUUGUGGGGAACACUUUUGCAUCUUAAAUGUUUGUAAUGUUUGAGUCGUUUAGUAACACUACUGUAAUUUAUAAUAAUUGGUUAAAUUAGCCAUUAACUAUUUGUAUUGUUUAAGACCCAGUUUUGACAUCUGUUCACUUUUACAAAAAAAUGUGCAAUGUGCUAUAAUGCUUCUGAAUUGUUCAAUGAAUUCAAAAUUCUUAGCUGCCAAAUAGCUAAAUGUUUUAAAAGAAUGGUCAUUGUUACUUUAUUGUUAAGUUGAAUUAACUGCAAAUUAACUUUCUUAUGAAAGCUCUAGUCAUUGACCUUAUUAAAUUAUGGUUGUAUUUAAAACAUUGAAGGGAUUUUUGUCAUUUGGCUGUACUGUUUUAAUAUUUAAUGUAAAUAGCGUACUUUGUGCAAACAUAAAUCUGAUUUUAGAACAGUAACUUUCUAGGGACAUGAUGAACGCUGGAAUGCAGAUCUCACAGUCUAGAAAGGUGGCCCACUACUGGAUUAAACAGAAAACAGUAGAGUAAAGGAUAAAGAAACACCACUUUCUUGGCUGUGUUUGUUUCAGCAACUCGAUGUAUUGUGUAUGGCCAUGAUUUGGCAAUAGGUGCUUUGUAUUGAUUUUGAGUUAUUCCACAAAUUGAUGACUUUGCAAUGGAAAAACUCUUAAGAGCUAGAUUCACAGUUCAACUUUUCUGUGAUAUCAAUCUUUCCUUAAAGUGGCAAACGUUAAAGGGUCUGAAGAAGGGUCUCGACCGAAAACGUCACCUCUUCCUUUACUCCAGAAAUGACCCGUUGCGUUACUCCAGCAUGUUGUGUCCAUUGGAAUAGUUAUGUAUGUAGUCCUUUCAAAGUAGCAGAAAAAUAUUACCAUGACACACGAGUUAUGUCUGAAGAACUUGUCAAUUUAUUCGCAGCUGUUUGUGCAGAAGCAAAAACAGGUCAGGUUUGAGACCAACAUGUUAAUAUUCACUGUAAAUUACAUUAUUUUCUUCAUCACAUUACAUUGAGGGUGGACAUUUAUGUUCUGGAAUCCUUUAAUUGAUGCUUACUACCAUUGAUCCAGGCUAUCUGCUGGAAAUGAAGGACAUUUUAAGCAUGUUGUGCUAAAUUUACCAAUGCUACAGACCUCUCCUUGGGAUGGAACAGCACAGCACAUCACAGGAGGAACAGGCCUUUCAGCCCACAAUGUCUGUGUCAAACAUGAUGCCAAAGUUCAACUAAUCUCCUCUGCCUCCAUGUGAUCUAUACUUCUCCAUUCUCUGUAUAUCACUGUGCCUAUCCAAAAGCCUCAAGUACCACUAUCAUUUCUGCCUCCGCUCCAGGCAUCCAUCCUACAUUACAAAAAACAUGCCCAACACAUCUCCUUCAAACUUUGCCCCUCUCACCUUAGAGCUAUACAAUCUAAUCUUUGACCUAUCCAUACUGGG